Messenger RNA from Pocillopora verrucosa, 3863 nucleotides. Its product is annotated as ubiquitin thioesterase Zranb1-like. Gene Ontology annotation, biological process: protein deubiquitination involved in ubiquitin-dependent protein catabolic process. Gene Ontology annotation, molecular function: K63-linked polyubiquitin modification-dependent protein binding; cysteine-type deubiquitinase activity. Gene Ontology annotation, cellular component: cytoplasm; nucleus. Lineage: Eukaryota; Metazoa; Cnidaria; Anthozoa; Scleractinia; Pocilloporidae. The record is from RefSeq and is a predicted model, not a curated record.
CAUGGCGACAGCUGUGAUAUUAAAUGCAAGGAAAUUUUUCCCGGAUUUUCAAUGCAAACGUCAUGUAACAUCAUCAAAGGAGAAAGAAAAUCAUCUUCAUGAAACCUAAAACUUUAAGAAAAUCACGAUUAGCCGGAGCUGUCGCUGUGGAAGGCUCUAGAGCUCGAAGAAGUCAAGCGAACUCGAUAAAGCUUCACGGGUCUGUAAAGAAAAUUGCUGUUUGGAUAAGACGGCAUUCGGUAGAUUGUGAGCGGUUGAGACAUUCUCCUCGAUUUGGACGAAUUUUCACUUCCUUAUUAGAUUAUUUUCAUCAUGCCAAAGAAAGAAGAAAGCUUAAAAUGGGCGUGCAAGUAUUGCACGUACUUUAAUUGGCCCUGUUCUGUAAAAUGCACUUUGUGCCGUGCACCAAGACCGCCUCGAGUUAUCACGCAAGAAGCAAGCAGAACAACAAAUGUAUCAGAGGAUAUUUACGAGGCUGCUAGCAGCGACAGGAUAAUCUCAACUGACCCGAUAAUUUGCUCGUCGAGCGACAACAAAAGCUUGUCACCACGACUAACCGAACAGACAGAAGACAACUCGAAAUGGACCUGUGCUUGUUGUACGUACGAAAAUUGGCCUAGGUCCCUUCACUGCGUGAUGUGCCGAGCUUCAAAACAAAAAUCAGGCAAGAACGGAAGGUACACAGAGUCUGGAAAUGGAAACAGGGAUGCUUCGUCGAAAAGUGUGUCUCCGAAGUCACCUCGUUCUGUUGGUAACAAUGGUAGGUUAGACUCCAAAACAAUCAACAAUGACAAAAACCGCGCGCUGUUGAAAAUUCACAAGUGGACUUGUCCGCAGUGUACGUACGAGAACUGGCCAAAAACUACGAAGUGCGUCCUUUGCAAGUGUUUGAAACCGGCCAAAAUAAAACAAGAAGAAGUUGCAAAGAACACGCUGCUAGACAAUAACCCAAAAAGACCAUCCACGUCGAAAAAGAGAUCGCCUACUUCAUCUGUCAGUGAAGCCACUUUAGAAAUCCAGCCAAGCAGUCAGAUUGGCGAAACGAUAAUUUAUGAUAUUCCAGCCUCGGAUGAUGUUAAUGAUAAUGAAGAAGUUCUCCAAAUCCGAAAUUGUUUAAAGGACUCUGACUGGCUGUGGUUGAGUGCUUGUAUAGGCGUUGUUGAAGGUGAUACGGCUUCUGUGGAGAGCUAUUUAAACUCGGGUAACGAUCUUUCCAGACAAUUGACAAGAGAAGAUUGUCUGGUGCUAAACCGACCUGGAGUGUUUGAAGUGGGGCACACAUUAGUACAUUUGGCCUUUAAAUUUAAAAGAGAGGAGCUCAUGACAAUUUUGCUCACUCCAGAAGUGACAAGCCAUCAUUUAAGACGUGUCCCCUGCAUUGCAUGCCCUGAACUUGCUGCAGACAUUAGGAAACAGAUGGGUCACACCAUGAGGCAACGUAAAGGAGAUUGGCGUUGUUACUUCUUCACUGAUCAGGUUACAUUUGUUCUACCAGCAGAGGUUCAAGACUUUCCAGGAAGAGUACAGAGGCAAGUGUUUGAUGACAUCUUAGACAGGGAAGUUCAAAGAGUUCUAGAGAUGGAAUCUCCUGUUAUCAACUGGAGUGAAGAGAUUACUGAACAGUUAGGAAGUAGGAUCUACCCCUUAUGGAAUCGUUCUGCUGGUGACUGCCUUCUAGACUCUGUUCUUCAAGCUUCAUAUGGUGUCUUUGACAGAGAUAAUACUCUAAGACGAGCACUUUAUGACAGCUUAACAGAAGGAGGCUCAAGGUUUUUCAGUAGGUACAAGGAGUGGGAAUCUAUGCAAGCAGAAACUCUUCAAUAUUCUCUAGAUGAAGAUCAAUGGGAACAGGACUGGGCCUCCAUUCUUAGUCUUGCUGGUCAGCCUGGAACUUCCUUAGAGCAGUCACAUGUAUUCGCUCUGGCACACAUUCUACGCCGACCUGUAAUCAUUUAUGGUGUGAAAUAUGUCAAGAGUUUCAGAGGAGAGGUGCUUGGGCUUGCUAGGUUUCAAGGAGUCUAUCUACCUGUUUUAUGGGAACAGACUUUCUGUUGGAAGAAUCCAUUAGUAUUAGGCUAUACAAGGGGACAUUUCUCUGCUUUGGUGGCAAUGGAAACUGAUAACUCUAAUGAACUUGGUGCAGGAGCCAAUGUGGAUAGUAUAGACAGUGUUCAUGUGACCUAUUUACCUCUGGUUGACUAUGAGGGCAAAUUACUACCUGUUCACUUUUUGUCUGCAGAGGAGAGGGGUAGUGAAGAGCGCCUGUUGCAUGAGUGGCUAGACUGUUGUGUGACAGAAGGUGGGGUCCUAGUGGCAAAGCAGAAGCUGACACCAAGACCUGCACUUGUCAACCAACUGAUUGAUGAUUGGUUAGAUCGCUACAGGAAACUAAACAAAACCAAAUGAUAAGGAUUUUGGGUUAGAACUAGAUACUUAAGAUACUAACUAUGCCUUUGUGUGACACGGACGUUCUGUGUUGACAUAUGUAGCCAUAUUGGCCACAAGUUUUAAUCCUUGCCAUAAAUUUCUUGGUUUGUGAGGAGGAUCUCUAGGGAAAGCAGUUAGCAAAGUCAUUGAGAUGUUAAGACUUGUCUAGUCUCUUCUUUACAGAGGAAAAAUUGUGGCAACCGCAAGUGAAGCAGUAUGAAAUGAUAGACCUAUAUUCUGGAAUUUGCAGUUUUCAAAUCAUCAAACUCAGCUGUUUGUACUGAAACCUUGCUUCUCAGAUUCUGACCAUGAAGCUCAGCCAUACACCCUUCUUAUGAAGAGGUCCUGUUCACAGCCUUUUUGUCCUCUGUAUUGAUUUUCAAAAUUAACUAUUAUGAUACUUCAGAAAACUAAGGAAAACAGAGAUAGUACAAAAGAGUUGGCUUUGGUUCUAUAUGAGUGUUGAAUUUUUUUUUUUAAUUGUGAGGGGAAACUUCAUGUAACAGUUUGCACUUGAUAACUUGCAGAUAUUCUUUUCACUGUGAUCACAUACCUUUUGGGAAUUCUUGUGUAUAAUCACAGCAAGUGUUAUAGACUAAAUGGUUUCCACAUUUUGAAUGUAGCUUUAUCACAUUUUAUAAAUGUGAAAUGAAAUAAAUUGGCUAACGAUCAUGUAAGAUGCUAGUUGCACAUAUAUUGUUUAUAUACUUAAUUUUAUUGCAGUCAUCUUAUGACAAAUUCAAGUGACAGAGGCACCAGCCAUUAUGUUAAAAUCUGUUUGAUAUCAGAGUGUUUCUUUGAUUACUGAAAUGAAGUGCUUCUGCUUUGGCUGUGUUAAAAAGUUUUAUCUUGUAUGGCACACUAAAUGUUCACAAAAUAUUUUUGUCCUUUUUUCCUGCUAAUAAUCCUAGGCAACCAUUUGAUACCAUUACAGUAUGCUAAUGUGGGAAGCAUGUUUAAUAAUUAGUUUCAAUUCAUACUGAGUAACAACACCUUUGAAAUUUGAGUUGUAAGUUUUGGGAAUAUGGAAAAGGUAUGACUCUUACCAAAUGGUCUUCAGUUUCAGACAAGCUCAUAACCCAUAUCUAUCCCAAAUCAAUAUGAUUUCACAUAGGACUAAUUUGCAAGCCGCAAUUCAAUAAUAAGGACAUUUCAGCCAAAGGUUUAGUUUAUUUUCCAUAUUUGAACAUAGUAUUUACUCUAAUAAUGAUUAUUCAGAUGGGUCUAUGUUCAAAAUUACGUUUUGCUGUUUUUAACAUGGUCCAGUCUCCAAGAUUAAUGCAUACUGUAUUUAGGCUACAUUCAAAUCAAGCUUUAAAUGAACCAUUGGAAUUUCUACAUUUGAAUAUGCAAGAAUUUCAAGAAAAGUGUACAAAAAUAUUUUCAGUUAGGUUGCUUUAUAAAUUACCAAAUGUAUAUAGUUUUUGCUGCAGUAA